This is a messenger RNA of Eruca vesicaria subsp. sativa (arugula), 2466 nucleotides long. NCBI's taxonomy places the organism in Eukaryota, Viridiplantae, Streptophyta, Magnoliopsida, Brassicales, Brassicaceae. The record is from the annotation of a GenBank genome assembly.
CUUCCAUUCUCUUCUCGAUACCCCCAACCAUGACGAUGCUCCGAUCUCGCGAAAUACCAUCGGUCUCCGGAAAGCCACGCUCUAAAGGACACUCCUCCGACACCAUCCAGCCGUCCUCUCCCGCUCCGAAACAAGGGCCAGCCACUUCCACCACUCCCCGGAGGCGAAGUCCUCGCCUUGAAUCACUGUAUGAGAAAGAGGUUAGCAUCCCAGUUUCUAGGGAGAUAAAAUCAAAUGUUGGUGAAAGAGUCUUGAGUUUACGGUCUGGUAAGAAAGUUGCUAAAUUCAGCGGGAGUGGCUCCAGAGAGUUGGAUGUAGAAGUCGAAUCAGAGGGAAAGAAGGUUUGCUUAUCUGAUGAUGAUGAUUCCAUUGAAAGAAGUGGGAGUAAACGCAAGAGGGUUUUGGUUGAAGACACUAAUGUAGCGAGUAAGGAAUUGGAUAAUAGUAGAGUUAUUGUCGAUGAAGAAAAGGGAAAGACAGUGGUGGCUCAUGUUUCAGUAGAUCAGACUAGGGACAAAGGAAAGGGCAUAGUGGAAGAUUUAGGCCAAGCCAAUGAUUUGGAGAGUAGAAGAAAGUAUACAAGGGAGGAGAAGGGUAAGGGUAUUCAGGUGGAGGAUACCACAAGCGUUGUUGUCCAAGAAAUGGAGAUGGAAAUGGAAAUGGAAAUGGAAAUGGAAAUGGACAACUCCAUGAACAUUGAGAACCCACCUGUAACAGACUCAUCAGUUAAUGCAACAAAUACACAGAUUCAAAAUGGAAAUGGUUCAAGAAGUCAGCACUUUCGUGACUUUGCAGAGAAAAACGCUUCAAGGUUUGCUCGUUUCGAUGUUGAAACGGACGACGAAGAAGAUGAAUUGUCAUCAGAUCUAGAGGUUGAACAACAAGUGGAGGAUUGGCCUGGCCCUUUCUCCACCGCCAUGAAAAUCAUCAAGGACCGAGAAGAAGACAGCACCACGAUUCUGCAUAGUGGUGUUCCUUUCUCCUCCCACUUAGAAAGAUCUUCUCCAAUUGUUUGGGCUCCCAGAAGAAGAAGCGACACUACUUUCUCUCCUCCCAGGGCGGCUCCAUCUCUGCAAGAACUAUCAAUGCAAGUUCUUGUCAAGAACGCUGAUGCCAUCACUUCUCUUGACUAUGUUCCAGACCCACUGAGGGUUAAGCUUUGUCAGUUGCUUUGUGAUUCCAGAAGGAUGAACUUACAUUUUCUCCAUCUUCUUGUCCGUGGUUCUCCAACUGCUAUCUGUGUUCCCGAUUGCUCGUGGCUCACCGAGGAACACUUCACUGAAUGUUUUAACAACUGUGACACCACCAACUUGAUGGUUCUUCAACUCGACCAGUGUGGGCGUUGUAUGCCAGAUUAUGUACUACCCUCUACUUUAGCAAGGUCACCAAAAAACUUACCGAUGCUGUCUUCACUAUCUUUAAGUGGAGCAUGCCGACUUUCCGAUGUGGGGCUACGGGCACUUGUUUCCGCUGCUCCUGCGAUUAGAUCUAUCAAUCUCAGCCAAUGCUCUCUUCUAACCUCAUCUAGCAUUGACAUGUUGUCUGAUUCAUUGGGGUCGGUUUUGAGGGAACUGUAUCUCAAUGAGUGCCAGAGCAUCGACCUGAAGCUUAUUCUGACAGCAUUAAAGAAGUUUGAGAAGCUCGAAGUACUGUCUCUUGUGGAUCUUCCUUCAGUCAGGGGUCGGUUGUUGAGGGAGUUUGUUACUGCUAGAGGACAAGCCCUGAAACAGCUAAUUCUGACCAACUCUGUGAAAUUAACUGACUCUUCUAUAAAAGACAUCUCUGAGAACUGUCCUAAUUUAAGCGUGCUUGACCUGGCUAAUGUAUGCAAGCUGACGGAUUGCGCUCUUGGUUACCUUGCAAAUGGUUGUCAUUCUCUCGAAAAAUUGAUUUUUUGUCGCAACUCUUUCAGCGAUGAAGCUGUAGCUGCGUUUGUAGAAACCUCAGGGGGUUCACUGGUGGAACUUUCAUUAAACAACGUCAAGAAGGUUGGCCACAACACGGCCUUAGCCCUUGCUAAAUUUUCAGAAAAGCUGCAGAUUCUGGAUGUUUCCUGGUGCAGAGAUAUGUCCGACGAUGCACUAGGCUACAUUGUCGAUAGCUGCUCAUCUCUGAAAGUGUUGAAAGUGUUUGGAUGCACUCAGAUUACGGACGCAUUCAUUCGAGGUCACUCGAACCCUAAUGUUAAGAUCUUAGGUUUGAAGAUGGAUCCCUUCUUGGACCGCCUUGCAGAUAACUGAAAAGGCCCUAAUCUCUCAUCUCCCUGCUUUGUUUGUUUUAGGAGGAGGAUAGCAGAGAAUGUUUUACUGUUUUUUGUCUGAACAUGCACCUUUUGCAAAACUCAUUUCAUUAUUUAGGUUCAAACAAGUUUCGGUUUUAACUUUUAGAAAGAAAAAAGAAGUAUUUUUUGAUCAGUCAUUUCGGUUUGUUUAGAAUAAAAAAUGUGCAACGUAAAAGUCCAAAGCC